Miscanthus lutarioriparius is the source of this 2832-nucleotide messenger RNA. NCBI's taxonomy places the organism in Eukaryota, Viridiplantae, Streptophyta, Magnoliopsida, Poales, Poaceae. The record is from the annotation of a GenBank genome assembly.
AUGUGCAAGGCGCAGCUCUUGUUGCUGCUGCUUCUGUGCGCUGCCGGAUCAACAGCCGCCUCCGCCAACACCAACCAGCAAGAUGAGGCUGCUCUCAGAUCCUUGAUGAAGAGAUGGAAAAACGUGCCUGCUAGCUGGGGAAAGUCCAACAGUCCUUGCGGCAUGAAAUGGGAUGGUAUUUUGUGUGAUGAAAAUGGAAGGGUCACAUCACUGAAUCUGUUUGGUAUGAGCAUGAGUGGCACUCUGAGCGAUGAUAUAGGAAGUCUGACUGAGCUAAGGAUCUUAGAUCUGUCCUCAAACAGAGAUCUUGGUGGGCCACUGCCAGCUGCCAUUGGGAAGUUAGUUAAGCUUGAAUAUUUAGCAUUGAUUGGUUGCAGUUUCAUUGGUCCUGUUCCGAGCGAACUAGGAAACUUGUCACAACUCAAAUUCUUUGCUCUGAACUCAAACAAACUAACGGGUAGCAUCCCACCCUCAUUAGGCAAGCUCUCCAGUGUUACCUGGCUGGACCUUGCUGGUAACCAGUUGACCGGACCUCUCCCAACCUCCAGAGAUAAUGGAACUGGAUUGGACCAGCUUCUUACGGCAGAACACUUCCAUUUCAAUCAAAACAUGCUGGAAGGUUCAAUCCCAGACUCUCUCUUCAACUCCAACAUGAAGAAGCUCAAGCAUAUCCUUUUUGACAGAAACAGAUUUACUGGACAGAUUCCAGCAUCUAUUGGUGUAAUUCCAUCACUUGAAGUACUUCGUCUAAAUGACAAUGGUUUCAUGGGACCAGUUCCUGCUCUCAACAACCUGACUAAGCUCCAAGUUUUAAUGCUUUCAAAUAACAACCUAAGUGGACCGAUUCCUAAUUUGACCAGUAUGGGCCAGCUGGAAAAUGUGGAUAUCAGUAAUAACAGCUUUGAUCCUUCUAACAUCCCAAGCUGGUUCUCAGAUUUGGAGAGCAUAAUGACCCUUACAAUGCAGUCAGUUGGGCUUUUUGGGCAACUGCCACAGAAGCUUUUCAGUUUUCCUCAACUGCAGCAUCUAGUACUGAGUGAUAAUGAGCUGAAUGGCACGCUUGACAUGGGAAACAAUAUAAGCACGCAUCUCGAUGUUGUCGAUGUUCAAAACAACAAAAUCACCUCAGUUACAGUGUACAGCAGCUUCAACAAAAACCUCAAGCUUGAAGGAAACCCACUCUGCAAUGAUUCUCUUCUGUCAGACACAAAUCCAUGCAUGGGCCUUCGCACUGAAGCCCCACCUCAGUCUCCUCCCUUUGAUGUUCAAUGUGCAUAUCCUUUUGUAGAAACUAUCGUAUUCAGAGCUCCUUCCUUUGCCAAUGUACUCGAGUACCUUCCUGAUCUGGAGAAGAACCUCUCUGGGCAAUUGAGCAGCUGUACCCCGAACCGGCUAGGCUUGAUACCUUACUCCAACGAAGAUGCAUACCUAAAUGUGGAUAUCAAGGCAUGCCCAGUAAACCAGAAAAGGUUCAACUACUCUCAAGUGUUAAACUGCUUCAACCUUACCUUUCAGACUUACAAGCCACCGGAAAUGUUCGGGCCUUACUAUGUGAAUGCACAUCAUUACCCAUUCCACGACAAAACUUCUCGAGCUGUGUUGAUUGGCAUUGUGACUGGAUCUGUUCUCCUGGUUGUGGGGCUCACUCUGGUAGCAUUUUAUGCUGUACGUCAAAAGAAACAGGCUCAGAGGCUUGUGUCCAUCAACGAUCCUUUUGCGUCUUGGGGAUCAAUGGGAGAAGAUAUUGGUGAAGCACCAAAACUGCAGAGUGCUAAAUUCUUCACAUUGGAAGAACUCAAGUUAUGCACCAAUGACUUCCGAGAAAUUAAUGCAAUUGGAGCUGGAGGCUACGGAACGGUUUACAGAGGAAAACUUCCAGAUGGGCAGUUAGUGGCAAUCAAGAGAUCCAAGGAAGGGUCCAUGCAGGGUGGCCUUGAGUUCAAGACAGAAAUAGAACUCCUUUCCAGGGUUCAUCACAAGAACCUGGUUGGACUGGUUGGCUUCUGCUUUGAGAAGGGCGAAAAGAUGUUAGUUUACGAGUUCAUACAUAAUGGAACACUAAGCGACGCCUUAUAUGGUAUGAAAGGAAUACAAUUAGACUGGAGCAGGAGGCUCAAGAUAGCUCUGGAUUCAGCUAGAGGGCUAGCAUACCUCCAUGACCAUGCCAAUCCUCCAAUCAUUCACAGAGAUGUGAAGUCCACUAACAUUCUCCUUGAUGAGAAGAUGACUGCAAAGGUUUCAGACUUUGGUCUGUCGUUGCUGGUAACAGACAGUGAGGAAGGGCAACUAUGCACAAACGUAAAGGGAACACUGGGCUACCUGGACCCGGAAUACUACAUGACCCAGCAACUCACAGCAAAGAGCGAUGUCUACAGCUUCGGUGUAGUGCUCCUAGAACUCAUAGUGGGUAAGCCACCAAUACACAACAACAAGUACAUUGUCCGUGAGGUGAAAAUGGCACUAGACAAGGAGGAUGGCACGCACUGUGGGCUCAAGGAUGUGAUGGACCCGGUUCUUCAGAAAAUGGGGGGCCUCCCCGGCUUCCCACGGUUCCUAAAACUAGCACUGCAAUGCGUUGAUGAGGUGGCAACAGGCCGGCCCUCGAUGAACAGCAUUGUCAGGGAGAUUGAGGCGAUAAUGCAGGACAAUGGGCUCACAGUGGGCUCAAUGUCUACGAGCUCUUCAUUCAGCAUUGAAUCAAGAACGAUGAAGGUUGGACCUAAGCUCCCAUACUCCAGUGCAUCCACGUCAACCUCGACGUUUGAUAUAGAUAGCAGGGCCUUUGAGUACAGUGGGGGGUUCCCUUCUUCUCAUGGCAGCUUGAAGCCCUGA